CGCGAGCCGGGAGCCGCUCUGGCCGGCGCGCUCGCUUCCUUUUCCCUCAGGCGCCGCUUGCCUUCCCCCGGCCUCCACAGAAGGGGCGAUGAACGGCUUGAGGCGAGCCGCGCUGCUGGCUUUCCCUCAGCUUUGGCGGCGGCCUCCAUGGGGCGGCGGAGGAGCGCUGCGGCGGCGCGCCGGGACCGGCGGCUUCCCCGCCUACCGGAGCUCGGAGGAGCCCCUCAGGCGCUGUGGAGCGGCGGCGGCGGUUGCUCCGCCCGAGGAGGAGGAGGAGGGAGAGCAGUUCGUCUUCCUCGAGUACGUCCCUGAGGAAGAGCCGCGGCUGCCGAAGGCGGGAAACUGGCGGGAGCCUGAGGGAAGGCCGGAGCCGGACCAGCCCGGGAGCGGCGGCGACGCAAGCCGGCGCCGUCCGAAGCCGCCCCGGGAGGCCCACCGGCCCAGGGGCCACCCGGACCCUUCGGUGCCGUCAAGCGGAGUGAGCUGCUCGGGCUGCGGCGCGGAGCUGCACUGCCGGGACCCUGCGGUGCCCGGGUACCUUCCCAGCGAGAAAUACCGGAGCCUGCUGCGAGAGGAGGAGGAGGACAGGGAAGGGGAGGAUGGGCAAGGGGCGACCCGCCGUCAGCAGGCGCUGGAGGGAGCAGUGUGCCAGCGCUGCUGGGUGCUGGUGCAUCACGAGCAAGCGCUGCAGGUGCAGAUGCCCCGGGAGGAGUACCGCCGCGUGGUGAGCGCAGCCCUGCGCAGCCCUCCUCGCCACGGCCGCCCGCCUCUGGUGCUCUGCAUGGUGGAUGUGCUGGACCUGCCCGACUCCAUCCCGACCGACUUGCCCGAGCUGGUGGGCAGCCAGGCGCACCUCUUCGUACUGGGGAACAAGGUGGACCUGUUGCCCGGCGACUCGCCCCAGUACCUGAGCCGUCUCCGAGAGCGCCUGCUGGAGAUCUGCGCUGGCGCUGGUCUCGUGGACCUGGCGAAGCCCAGCCCGACGCCGCAGAAACAGCAGCGUGUGGUUGAUGUGCACCUCAUCAGUGCCAAGACCGGCUAUGGGGUGGAAGAGCUGAUCUCCAAGUUGCAGCGCUCCUGGAAGUUCAACGGGGAUGUGUACCUGGUGGGAGGCACCAAUACUGGGAAGUCUACCCUCUUCAAUGCCCUCCUGCACUCGGAUUACUGCAAGUCCAGAGCAUCUGAUGUGAUCAAUAGGGCAACAAUCUCGCCUUGGCCAGGUCAGGUCAGAGGAAGCGCUUUUACUUAUUUAGGCCAACCUGAGGAAGCCCACAUAGGAACAUCAUUUAUGGUUGUGUAAUGUAACGCUGUGAUGCUCUUCCAGAAAUACUGGAGAUGAUUAAAAAGUCAGUACCUGUUCCUUGUUUCAAACACACAUAUGGCUGGGAGCUGUCCAUGCCUGUUACACUUGCCACACAGCCAUGUGAUACCUUAAACACCAGCAAAUCAGUGGUUGUUGAUGAGCUGUACUAAACUCUUAUAUUAACAAAAAAAUCAUGCCACACUAGACUUUUUAUGAGUUUUUAAAAGUUGUCAUAAGACUCAUAUUAUAGCAAGAAUGAGGAACGCAGCUACUCUUCUGAAACCAGUCACACAUAAGUCAACUAUCAUGUGGACAGGAGGAAGACUGAAGCACUGGAGUACAUGGGCUAUGAGGAUCUGACAUGAACAAAUUAGAUAACAUUGAAUAUUUUUAUAUAGCACUUGAGAUCUGUAUUUGCCUGACACUCUUAAGCCAAACCUUGACUUAGCAAGACUGUAUGAGCAUGCCAUCUUAUGAUGCUUAGGCAUCUUUGGUAAACAUUUGUGCUUUGAGGCCUUUUCUGGUGCUUGAUCUCAGUAUCUAAAUUCUUCCCUAGUUUUUCGGUUGUAUUUUCUUCUAGUAUUUUAAUGUUUUGAAUUUAAUAUUGAGAUACACUACCACAAGACUUAAUGUGAGAAACAGUAUAGAUUAAAAAAAAAUAAUAGUAGCAAGCCAAUUUCAUACACGUAUUGGGGAAUGAGUCUGAGAUAACAAUAAUAUGCCUAAAGCCAGGCCACUUCAUAAGGGCAUGAAUUGAGAUGAGGGUUAGUCAUUACGCCAGUUCUGUUAUUUACUAGUAUUAUUUAUUAAAUUUGUAUACCGCCCUUCAUUCUAAGAUCACAGGGUGGUUCACAACAUAAAAACACAAGGUCUAGAGAAGAUGGGUUGUCAAAAUGUAAGAAAUAGGCAGAACAAGUUUUUGCCAGCUGUUUUCUGCAUUUCUUAUUACUAUAUUUAAAGCUCCUCUCCAACUUUCUGGUUGCCUGCAAGAGCUUUGGAUGUCCCAUAAUAGUUUGGGGGCCAUGUUAGAAUUGCUUAUACUUACCUAAAAUCUUAAUCCUCUGUUGUUGUUUUUCUAGGAACAACCUUGAAUCUCCUGAAAUUUCCAAUUAUUAAUCCUACACCUUACAGAAUAUUCCAGAGGGAAGCAAGACUAAAGGCAGAUGCAGAGAAAAUGGAAGAAGACCUCAGUGAAGAUGAGCAAAAGCAGCUUGCGAUCCUCAAAAAGCAAGGGUACUUAAUAGGUGAGUACCUUCUGAGAACUAUGUAGCUGAUUUGAGUUCUAAAGAGCAGUUUUCCCUGGAGGAAAGCAAUGGGACAAGGGGAAAUGUGCAUGAGUCCUAAGUAUGAUUAAUGUUGCCUAUCACCCCAACUGUACUUGUUUUAAUUUAUAUAAUAUCUAGGACUAAGAUUGUAAUUCUAUAGUAGAGGACAGAUUAGUCAAGUGAGAGAGAGAAUUUACACUUUAAAAGAGGAUACAGUAAGAAGACUGGCUCAUUUUUUUUAGUUUAAUCACCAGAGGACAGGCUAAAAGAUGAUUGUCCACUGUAGUAUUUUCAGAGUGAGAUCUUAACUCUAAAGGUGAUAGCCAACAUCAGUCUUACUCGGAGUGGCCCACAAAUGUUUUCUUUUGUAAUAAAUGCUUUGAUUGUAUUCCCAGAAAAUUACAGAAUUGAAUAAAUGAAACAAUCAUAUAAAUAUAAUUAAGCACGUGCUAGAAAAUCAGGAUACAAAUUGUAUGAUCCCAUGACCUUUUGAAAAAUUGUAAAUGCAGAGGGGAUGCAGAGAAGUGGUUAUGUACAGUGGUCAAAUACAUAGUUCAUAUCAGCAUAUCAUUCCAGAAUUUAAUCUGAAAUAGUGGCCUUAGCUCCAUAUGUUGAAGCUCAGUUAAGAUGCUGCUGCCUCCAGAAAGCUGGAUCAUGAGAAGUUUGUAAGGGACAAAAACCACUAACUGAAGAAAAGCAAUAUAAUUUGGUUUUUUUUUUCUUUUGAUGUAGGAAGAAUUGGGAGAACAUUUCAAAUGCCAAAAAAGCUGAAGAAAAAUUGUGAAAUUGAGUUUGAUGCUGAAGCAUUGUCUUUUGGUAUGGAGGAAGAACCUUCUGUUCCACCUGUAACUGCUACUAAGAAAGUUGAACUCACAUACAAUGAAGUGAAAGACGCUCGCUGGUUUUAUGACACUCCAGGGAUUGUCAAAGAUGGUUGUGUAAGUUAACGCUUCUACUUUUAAGAAGUUUGUUACGUAGGACUGAGAAGAGGAAAGGCAUUGGCUUGGAUCGAAAAGAGUCUUCCACUAGAAUAUUAUGUGAAAAAGUGACACUAAAUCAAACAAUGUUAACCCUGUUGUAUAAAAUCUUGAGCAGGAGCAUGCACAACCUUUUGUGUUAGUUGAAGCAGAACUGCUGUAGAACUUCAUUAUUGUAUUGUGUGAGCUCUUGUUCAAGCGCUGCAGAAGCGUUUUCUGAAAAGUGCAACUUUCCUUAUGCUUUGGAUGCGGUCUUUUUUAAAGAAAAAACAUUUGAGUGAAUUUCAUGUCCAGUUUUAAGUGGCUGAGAGACUUCCCUUGAUUACAGGCAUCCCGCCACUAAUGCGCAUUCUACUUGUGUGCUGCACCAGGAAAUAAUUAAAUUGAAUCAUACUAGAAAAUGGUGGGAGAAAGCUGGAGAAUCCUGGUGACUUGCAAGGACACCCUCCCCAGAGUCCAAAGAGGAUGUCAGUGAGGGUAGAGAAAACCCCAAAGAGAUCUGAGGUGUAGUGGGACUUUGUUGAGGCUGCUCUGCCCUCCUGCCUAACAGCUGGUGUAUGGGGUAGCGCAGCAGGAGCAGCUGCUUUCCCACAUAGCCUCCAGACAGCCCCAGAGCUUCCAUGCUAGUUGUGGAUAUUUUUGGAUAGAGUAUUUUUGUUAUGGAUUGAAGAGAGAGUGGCAGAGAGGGCGGUUAAAGGGUGUUUAGAAAGUGCUCCCCACUUUAUAUGAUUUCACUUAGACUCUCCCUUCGUAAGUGGGGAGUCCCCUGCAUUGUAAAAUUAAUCCUAUAACUCACUCUUCUAAGGUUAAAAAAAAGUGGAUGAAAGAAACCCAGAGCUGGAUGAAGGUAGAAGCAGCUCUGGACAGUAAUCCUGUAUUAGUGACUUUGUGUAUGUAUGUGCCUGUGUGCAUACAGCUCAAAAAUGCUAAAACAGAAGUCACUUUGGAAACCAACCUGGCACAAGAAAAUUUGGGUGGAGGGAAGGUCUGAAAUAAUAGAGUAAAAAAAAUUUAAUUAAGACUACUUAAUGAACUGCUUAUUUAGUACAAAGCACAUCUGCUUGGUUAAAAGCUGGGCAACUUUAAAAGAAUACCACAGUAUUUAGCAAAAGCUUCCCACAGCUCUCUGUCAGACCUGGUAAUGAAUGAUUGAUUUUUGUUUGAUCCUCUAUAAAAUAAAUUGUUGUCUUUGAUCUAGUUUGCUGGGAGUAGCUGUUGAUUACACACACAGCUUUGAAGCCUUCAUUCACAGGGGGCCAGGAGUUGGUUGAAUGUGUAUAGUGGAUGGGUUUUGUUUCAGUUUCCAAUAACUGCCCAUGUAUGAUUAAAUUUGGAAUGUGUGUUGAGUGGAGCAGCAAUGAUAUGCUGUUGCAUCAUGAACCAAUGUACAAAUUCUAUUAUGCUACCCAUAUUCUCCCAUGUGAAAAAAUAGCCCUCUGUUCCAGCAAGGGAGAGCCUUACAGGGCAGCUGAAUUGCCCUGAUGAUGAAAUACACAUUAUGGGGCUCAUCUAGUUGAAUUGGCUGGAUAUGUCCUUUGAUGAUAAUUAGUAUGUACAACUAAUGUGAUUCCUGCAUUGCAGGGAGAUGGGCUGGAUGCCCCUGGGGACCCCUUCCAACUCUGCAGUUCUGUGAUUCUGUGCUUUGCGUUGCUGUUUUUAGCUGGAGAGCUGGGGUAUCUGCAAAAUAUGUUGCUGGUGAUCCUUUGCAGAAUUUACUCAAGCUCGUGAAAUAAAUUGAGCAAGUAGAUAUCCAAAGAGCUGUUUGACAUAAAUUCAGGGACUUGGCCUGAAUUUUAGCAUUCCCCCCGCUAUUUCUGACACUCCACCCGUUUAAACAGUUGGCCAGGUAUUCUUGGAAGCUGCUGUUCAAUAAAUGAAAUCUAAAGGUUUAUUGAACAUACUGAACUACCAGCAGAGUAUUUAGAGAGAGCUACAUCACCGUAGCAUGCAUAUACAUGGCUUCUUUGGAUUAAGGCCAUUGUGUAUUACGUUUUUAAUUAAUUCUGCCUUAAGUAGCUAUGCAUUCCUGCACCUGAAUAGCAUUUAGAUGACAAGUGCCGUCUUGCUAUCAAUGGCCUGGGAAACAUGAUUUAUAUAAUCACUUUUCCUGUCAACUGCAUAUGAAAUAACUUUAAGCUGUCCUAUAAAUCUCAAAGUAAGAGAAAUGAAAAAUGAAAGUGUCUUUCAUCUAUAUAAUGGACUCUGUUUUGGUUUUAGGUUUUAAACUUGCUGAAGGAGAAAGAAGUCAAGCUGGUCUUGCCAACCUGUGCAAUUGUUCCAAGGUCCUUUGUGCUUAAGCCUGGGAUGACGUUGUUUCUAGGUGCUUUGGGACGCAUAGAUUAUUUGCAGGUAAAGGAGACACAGGCUCUUCUGAAUUUGAUUUAAAGUUCUCAUUUGUAAUGUGUGUUAUAUAGAGUGUAGUAGAAUAGGCUGUGUGAGGUAUGUUCCAGAUUGAGAGCUGGCAACUUGAAUGAGCAUUUUUCCUUCUCUUCCCUCAGUAGUGAUAAAUAACUUGUGCUUCAUAGACAUCACCACCAGAGGUUGAUAGGGAGCUACUUACUAAAUGCCUCAAGUCAUAUAGCCACUCCCUUCUUCAGGGCCAUUCAAGUAUCUGCCUCUGGUAUUCUCUCUGAUCCUUCUCUUCACUCCCCACCACCACCACCAAAAACGUUUUCCUUUGGGUAGAGAUCCAGUUUCUGACAGUACCUCUGGGCUAACAAAAGGAUUGAUUUUCCAUUGUUUAUAUCCUCAAGAUUUACUGUUACUCUGUUAUUGAAAAGUUAUGAGGAUGAAUAUUCAAUAAGGUGAUGUCUGUUGUUCAGUUCUUCAGCAAUUAUUUUCAAGCUCUGUAUGUCUGAAACAGAGUAAGUUGCCUGCAUCUUCACUGAGCAAAAGGAAAACAAGCUGCAGCUGUUUUGUAUGAAAAAGUGUAUAUGUGCAUGUUUCCAGAGUUUUGGAGUAUCAUGUUGUAAGAAAGCCAAAAUAACACAGCUAAGCUAAAUUGUUCAUUAAAUACAUUGUGUUUCUUGUUUGCUGAAUCUUAAGAUAUCUCUUCCCAAACUGGAAACAUUAUAUUAAGGGCUUUAUGUUUUUUCUUUGGAUAUUAAAUUAAAAGGCAAGGGUGGAAUAGCUAUAGAAAGAGUAUUAUCAGACUGAAAAUCCUGUUUCUCCAGUCCCUUGUUAGUAACUGUGGAUCUGGAAAUGUUUAUAAGAAUGCAGGUCUGUCCAGCCUUCAAUCACUAAAUCAGUCAACUAUAGAGAAUGGAGAAUUCUUGUUAGCAAAGAUGGCUUUAAGCUUAUUGAUGAAACUGGUCUUUUAAACUUAAUAGAAUUUAUUUCAGACAAUUAAUUUUCAGCUUUAUUACUCUUUAGGGAGACCAGUCCUGCUGGUUUUCUGUUGUGGCCUCUAGUUUGUUGCCUGUGCACAUCACUACAGUAGAAAAAGCAGAUGCUGUCUAUCAAAAACAUGCAGGUCAAACAUUACUGAAGGUAAGCCAGUACUGUCUCUACCAUUGGAGAAUCUAUGAGGGCUAAUGCCUUGUGAUCUCUCUCCUUCCACAGCCAUUCAUUAUUGUGCCUCUUAGGUCUAGUACAAGGCAGGCUUUGUUCUGCUCUUAGCCAGCACCAUGACUGCAUUGUCUCAGAUGAGUUCUCUGUAUCUUGGUGGUCUUCCACUUUAUGCAAGAAAGAAAUAAUACUUCACAUUGUUUUGCUUCUAUCCAAUCUCAGCAAAGAAGAUAAUAGAAUUAAAUAGCAUUCUGUGAGCACUACUGCAAAAAGAUUAUUCCCUGUUAAAGCCACACUAUAGGGUAGCCUCAUUGCAAGAUGUGCUAUCUCAGCAGCCGGAUAUAUCUUAGAUUUUAAUUUUACUGCUGUUAAUGUAUAUAAAUUUCUAACAAGGUGCUUUACAAUCUAGGCCUUACUUGGGGUGGAAAUACCUAAAGUAGUGCUAAGAAACUGGAAUAUAGCCAAAGCUGUGUGAAGUUACUUCCUUUUGUUCACCCUGAAUCUUAUAAGCACCAUCAGACAUCUUGAAGAGUUCAAACAGAAGCUUGAUUGCAAUCAAGAGAAAGUGCAUUUCACACAUCUUAGUUUACAGUAGUCAGUAAGAUUAGUCCACGAUUCCUAAGGGAAGAGACAAUAUUGGAACUGGGGAGGACCCCACCGGGAUAAAAAGAUUAUUACAGUGGUGCCUCGCAAGACGAAAUUAAUCCGUUCUGCGAGUAUCUUCAUCUAGCGGUUUUUUCGUCUUGCGAAGCAACCCUAUUAGCGGCUUAACGGAUUAGCGCUAUUAGCGGUUUAGCGGCUAUUAAAGGCUUAGCGGCUUAGCUGCUAAAAGGCUAUUAAAGGCUUAGCGGCUUAGAAAAAGGGGGGGGCCAAAAAAAAUCUCAAGACUCGCAAGACAUUUUCGUCUUGCGAAGCAAGCCCAUAGGGAAAUUUGUCCUGCGAAGCGCAUUGAAAACGGAAAACCCUUUUGUCUUGCGAGGCAUUCGUCUUGCGGGGCACCACUGUAAAUAGAAUGAGUGAAUCCAUCCGAUGUCGUUUUAAGUCUACUGAAUCCUGCAGUUGCAUGGAGUUGAACACAUCAUUUCAUUCCAGAAUAUCCAUAGAAAUUGAGGCUUAUGUGUGACCACGCAUUCUGGUUUUUUACUUUAAAAAACUGUGUUGUGAUCAACACUUUAAAGUGCACUGAGGAUCAGAGUCCAGGCAAUGUCCCCAUUUUGACAAGACACCACUUUAAAUCAAGAGUGAGGAACCUCUGGUUUGGGGGCCAAAUGCUGCUAUCCUUCAGGAUUUAUAAUCCCACCAUUGGCAUGUGUGCCACAGAAGCUUGUCCAUGAGAGAAUGCAGCCCUAAACCUGAAAAGUCUCUUAAAGCAACCCUUUCCUCCAAUACUUGACAGGUCCUGCUUGGAUUAUCAGUCUUAUUUUAUAUCUGGCGUAUUGCAGUGUUCUUUUCACUGGCUUUUUAUCUUCAACUCCUUGUUUCUCUUUUCUGCCAUUCAGCUUGCGGUUUUCUGUCACUGUUUCAACAACAUCUCACUUCUUUCUCCAUUUUCAUUUUCCUUAUCUUUUUCUAACAGAGCAGUUCUGUAAAUGUCUACUUAAAAGUAAGCCCCACUGAUUUCCUUUCUACACCUUUGUUCUGUUUGAUCUGUUCUUCUUGUUCAAUCCUGUCUUCUCUUUCCUUUUUCAUUUGUAACAGUUUUCUCACGAAUCAAAGUGGUUUAAAAAACAAUGAAAAUAAAAUCCCAAAAUACAAUUGUUGUUGCUUGGUUGGCUGCCAGCCUACUUUAUUCUCGGUUAACUUGUCCCCAACCAUUGGGCUUUAUCUCCCCGACUUGACCUGCCACUUAUUUUAUAAUUUGCUAAUUACAUUACUAUGUAAAUGAAGAGUUAUUCAUUUUUUUUACUGUUUAAUCCCUGGCUUGUAAUAUAAGGUUCCUAUGGGAGGUGAAGAACGAAUGAAAGAAUUUCCGCCACUUGUCCAUCAGAAUGUGAUUUUGGAAGGAAUUGGCAGUACCGAGGCAGUGGCUGAUAUAAAGCUUUCAUCUGCUGGUAACUUCUGCAAAUGUUUUCUUGUGUUGGGCAGGGUAGCUACGUACCCUGGUACUUCUUGUUUUGUCCUGAUGAUGAAUAUAACCAGAGCACUAGUGUAGUGUAAUAGACUUGGGGGGGGGGGGGGAGGUUCCCAAUUUCUCAAUCUUAUCAAGUUCUUUGGAUUUUACUGAGUGUAAAGAUUUUUGGACAGGCCCUAAAAAAAAACAAAGAGUAUCUAAAUAUAUAUUUUGUCUUAAUACUGAAAAAUGAAAUUUGACAUAGUCCUGCUUUGUUCAAGGAGUUGUUCACCCAGCAAAUCCAAUGUUCCGAUUUCAUUUUGUUUAGAUUAUAUACAUGUUCUGGUAUUUCUUCUACACAGGCUGGGUUGCAGUAACAGCUCAUCUGAAUGACAAAGUACAUCUCAAAUGCUAUACUCCUGAAGGAACAGCACUGACAGUACGUAAACCACCUCUGUUGCCAUACAUCGUUCACAUCAAAGGACGUCGUCUGCAACGAAGUGCAGCAUAUGAGACUAAAAAACCACCUCCCCUUGUGGCAAACUUAAAGAGAGAUGUAAAUAAGAAAACAAGGCUGGGGAAAAUCUAAGAAACUGUAGAUAAUGAAAUCUCCCAACAGGUCAUUUACCCAAGGAUGACACAGUGCUAUUUGCACAGAACAUACCUUUCUUUUCAGAUUGUUUGUUGUAAAACAAGUUUUGUAAAAAAAUAAAUAAGGAUUUGAAGUUCUAAA
Podarcis lilfordi (Lilford's wall lizard) is the source of this 9835-nucleotide messenger RNA. The record is from the annotation of a GenBank genome assembly. NCBI's taxonomy places the organism in Eukaryota, Metazoa, Chordata, Lepidosauria, Squamata, Lacertidae.